This is a messenger RNA of Cotesia glomerata, 997 nucleotides long. RefSeq names its product josephin-2 (gene Josd). Gene Ontology annotation, biological process: protein deubiquitination. NCBI's taxonomy places the organism in Eukaryota, Metazoa, Arthropoda, Insecta, Hymenoptera, Braconidae. Gene Ontology annotation, molecular function: cysteine-type deubiquitinase activity. Bases 189 to 899 code for a protein of 236 amino acids. The record is from RefSeq and is a predicted model, not a curated record. The transcript has 4 exons.
CAACGGAAAUUCAACCGGCAGGAGAGGAUUUUACAAAUGGCUGAAACACCGUAAUUACAACCGGUAAGCCAGUCAAAUGGUUUUGACAAGUAUGAUUACAAGUAAUGGAGGAUAGGAUUUAAUCUGAUGGGUGAUUAAAAGGUUAGAGAAUGUAGAUUUGUUUGACGGUAAGAAUAUCAAAAGUGGAGAUGACAGGAUCUAUCUAUCAUGAAAGACAGGUGAAGGAGCUGUGCGCUUUGCACGCGCUUAACAAUUUGUUUCAGGAGAGAGGGUUCAGCAAGCAGGAGCUGGACCAAAUAUGCUAUGGACUGAGUCCAGAUGUGUGGAUCAACCCCCACAAGUCGCUGCUCGGGCUCGGGAACUAUGACAUUAAUGUCAUUAUGGCUGCCUUGCAGAAAAAGGGCUGCGAAGCUAUUUGGUUUGAUAAGCGAAGAGAUUUGAAUAGUCUAAAUUUGGACAAAAUAGACGGAUUCAUUCUUAACGUUCCAACGGAAUAUAAACUAGGAUUUGUACUCUUACCCUUAAAAAAACGUCAUUGGAUAGCUUUGCGUAAGAUAAAAGGUGCCUUUUACAACCUUGACUCUAAGCUCGACUCCCCGGUGUUGAUUGGCAACAACGACGAAUUGAUAGCAUAUCUUAAGGACCAAAUACUGAGUAAAGAAAAGGAAUUACUUCUUGUUGUUUCGCGAGAAAUAGCGAACAAUCAAGAUUGGCUGAUAAAAUUGGAUAACGGUAAUGAUAAUAUUAAUAGAAAAUUUAUUGAAAAUAACGAUGAUGAUAAUAAUAAGUAUUCUCACGACAACGACGAAAAUAACCAUCGGUUUAUAAAUGUGUCUGACAUUACUUUUGACUUGAAUAAUGAUAAUCAAAUAAGUGAAACUAAAAAUUCUGGUGAUUAGAGUAAUUUAAGUGCUCACGGUAUUUGUCAUACAUGUUUUAAAUUACUAUACAAUAAAUAUUUAUUAUUUAUGUGUAAAUAAAUAUUCUUAUAGUUAUA